This is a messenger RNA of Onychomys torridus (southern grasshopper mouse), 3489 nucleotides long. RefSeq names its product rhophilin Rho GTPase binding protein 1 (gene Rhpn1). The coding region runs from base 168 to 2147 and encodes 659 amino acids. NCBI's taxonomy places the organism in Eukaryota, Metazoa, Chordata, Mammalia, Rodentia, Cricetidae. The record is from RefSeq and is a predicted model, not a curated record. Gene Ontology annotation, molecular function: protein binding. Gene Ontology annotation, biological process: negative regulation of stress fiber assembly; signal transduction. The transcript has 15 exons.
CCUCUGAUUGGACGGAGUCAAGUUUUGCUGGCGGGGCCCGCGCCCUGCAGCGCCGGUCAGUCGGACCCUCCAGGACCGGACAGUUCGGGCGGCUCGGCUGGUCUUCCCAGGAGCGUGAGGGACCUGCUGCUCGCGACCUCUCAGGGUCAGCGUCCAGGCGGGCGGCGAUGAUCCUCGAGGAGAGGCCAGAUGACCCGGGCGCCGGCGAGGACGGCGCCCGGCUGCAGGACGACAGCAGCAUCCGUAAGGGCUGUGACUCCUUAAAUCAGAACCAGCCCAGCCAGCUGCAGAGCCACAGGGCUCGGCUCCACCAGCAGAUCAGCAAGGAGCUGCGGAUGCGGACAGGUGCGGAAAACCUCUACAGAGCCACCAGCAACACCUGGGUCCGAGAGACAGUCGCCUUGGAGCUGAGCUAUGUCAACUCCAACCUGCAGCUGCUGAAGGAGGAACUGGCAGAGCUGAGCAGCAGCGUGGAUGUGGACCAGCCAGAGGGUGAAAGUGUUACCAUUCCCAUGAUCCCCUUGGGCCUGAAGGAAACCAAGGAGUUGGACUGGGCCACACCCCUGAAGGAGCUGAUCUCGGAGCACUUUGGAGAGGACGGCACUUCCUAUGAGACAGAGAUCCAGGAGCUAGAGGACCUACGGCAGGCCACGAGGACUCCCAGCAGGGAUGAGGUAGGCCUGGAUCUGCUGGCAGCCUACUAUAGCCAGCUCUGUUUCCUGGAUGCACGUUUCUUCAGCCCUGCCAGGAGCCCAAGGCUGCUUCUCUUCCACUGGUACGACUCGCUCACGGGGGUCCCGGCACAGCAGCGGGCCCUGGCCUUCGAGAAGGGCAGUGUACUGUUUAACAUUGGGGCACUCCACACGCAGAUCGGAGCGCGGCAGGACUGUUCCUGCACCGAGGGCACCAGCCAUGCCACUGAGGCUUUCCAGAGGGCUGCUGGGGCCUUCAGACUCCUGAGGGAGAACUUCUCCCAUGCACCGAGCCCGGACAUGAGCGCCGCAUCUCUCUCCAUGCUGGAGCAGCUCAUGGUGGCGCAGGCACAGGAGUGCAUCUUCAGGGGCCUUUUGCUGACAGCCUCCGACACACCUAACAACUGUCCAGCUCAGCUGCAGUUGGCUCAGGAAGCUGCCCAGGUGGCAGCUGAGUAUGGGCUUGUGCACCGGGCCAUGGCCCAGCCGCCUGUCCGAGACUACCUGCCCGCCUCCUGGACCAACCUGGCACAUGUCAAGGCUGAGCACUUCCAUGCCCUGGCCCACUACCACGCAGCCAUGGCCCUCUGCGAAGGCUCCUCAGCAGACGAGGAUGAACUCUCAAAGCAGAAGCAUGCCUUCCAGCCCUCAACUACCUGUGAGCCCCAAGGUCCCACACUGCCACAGCACCCAGAAGAGCGCAGGAAGCUUGCCAAGGCCCACCUGAAGCGUGCCAUCCUGGGCCAGGAGGAGGCGCUGCGGCUGCACACCUUGUGCCGGGUCCUGCGGAAGAUGGACCUGCUCCAGGUGGUGGUGAAUCAGGCACUGCGGUGCUCGCUGGCCAAGUACUCGGAGCUCGAGCGGGAAGAUGACUUCUUCGAAGCUGUGGAGGCCCCUGACAUCCAGCCCAAGACCCACCAAGCACCAGAGGUGAGAGUGCCCAGCCUGUCCCAGAUGAAGGUGACGGACUUCUUCCAUCGGCUGGGCCCCCUGUCUGUGUUCUCAACCAAGAAUCGGUGGCGGUUGGUAGGGCCGGUGCACAUGACUCCGGGAGAGGGCGGCUUUGGUUUCACACUUCGGGGAGACUCACCUGUCCUCAUCGCUGCUGUUGCUCCUGGGGGUCAGGCUGAGUCCGCUGGCUUGAAGGAGGGUGACUACAUCGUGUCCGUGAACGGGAAGCCUUGCAAGCGGUGGAAACACGUGGAGGUGGUGGAGCAGCUGAGGGGCGUGGGCGAGGAAGGCGUGAGCCUGCAGGUCGUGUCCAUGCUGCCCAGCCCUGAGCCACGUAGCAUGGGGCCCCGACGACCAGCACUGCUGUGGAGCCAGAGAGAGACACCAAUGCCAGCACGUGUCCGCCCCUGGCCCAUCCUUGGCUGGAGCCGUAAGACCAAACAAAGCAAGACUGGGAGCCACCCUGACCCCUGCACCAACAGGAACUGCGUCACCUGUCCCUGAGCUGGACACUCUGUUCCCAGGGUGGCUGUGGAGGCCAUCUUCCUGUGUGCAUCACCCUAUGACCAGCUCCAGCUAGCCAGGUGUACCUAAUGCAUUCUGUCCUCUGCUCCGGGGUGCCAUCAGGCUACCCCCACCUUCCUUAGAGCUAGAGAUGUCUAUUAAAAAUGCCAGUCCGAUGAGAUGAGGCUGAGCCCAGUGCUGAGACCAUGGCCACUUUAUCCACACCAGGGAUAUGGCCCAGUCCACUCCAGACACAGUGCUCAUACAGCUACACCUCUGUGGAGGGCAUCAGGGAUGGUGCUGUUCUCCUGAAACAGACCACCAUGCCCUAUCGCCUCUGCUGCUGCGUGACUCUCUCCUCAAGUCAAGUUGCUCCGGGCACGUACCCUCGGGGCCCUACCCUGAAUAGCAAGGUUCUGCCUGAUGUGUAGUGGCCCUUCUGGUCACCUCGCACUGACCUCCCCUUCCCUGCUGGUCAGUCUCUGUCCGUGUAAGGUCCCAGCGAAAGCAUUUCAUCUGCAGCCCUCUUAUAGUACCCAGCUUUCAGAGUCCCACCUUCUGCCCAGGAAACACAUCUUCUGGCCACCCUGCUGCCCAGUUCCACCUGCUCUCGUGCAGGCCCUGGCAAGUCCCUUAGAAGAGUGGGCUCAGGACCUGGACUCCAAAGGGACAGGAUGGGAGCACCAUGUGGGAAGCAGUCCUAAACUAUGUAUGGUGAAGCCAUGAAGAUGCUCUCCCUCAAAGGCCCUGGAAGGUUCAGGAUGGAAACAGAAAGACUGCAUGUAUCUUAGUGGUAGAGCACUGUCCAGCGUGCGUGAAGUCCUGGGUUCAAUCUCCAGAACUAGAAAAGACAACAAAACAAAAAGCAGAUGGGGAACUUGUUCCCUGGGACCACCAGGGGGCAGCUGUUGCCCACUCAUGCCGCCCUAGGAGGCUGCCCCUCUUCCAACCCCCAUGAAUCUGAGGAAGGCCCAGGAAAGAGAAGCAGCCAGCUCCAUAGUCAGCAACCCACAGCCUUUCAUCGUUCCUGUGGGGCUCCCAGGUGAGAGGACCCGAUUCUAUGCUCCAGGUCUGGCUCCACAGUCCAGGGUUCUGCUGCACACCACCCCCAGCAGACAUCAGCAUCAGGGUCCAGCUCAGGGGAAUGCAGGGUGGAAGCGUGUGAGUCUGGAAGACCCCAGUACAACUUUCUCCUGAAGUGGCAGAGGCUCCCAGGGGAUCCAGCUGUGUCUCUCCUCAUUCACCUGCCCUCUUGGGACAAUCCCCAAUGCAGCAGAAUGGCCAAGGUCACUCAGGCUCCUCAGGCCUUGUUAAUUGUAUUAAUAAAACUGUGUGUCAAGGA